Molecule: messenger RNA, 691 nt
Organism: Capsicum annuum
Lineage: Eukaryota; Viridiplantae; Streptophyta; Magnoliopsida; Solanales; Solanaceae
Product: receptor-like protein kinase 5
Exons: 2
Molecular function (GO): protein binding
Source: RefSeq, a predicted model, not a curated record
AUGGUAAAUUUAGCCAGAAACAAACUUCAAGGCCCGAUCCCUACUCAGCUCGAGAAUGUUAAUGUCAUCGAUUUGACACUUAACAAUUUCGUAGGCUCAAUUCCAUCACAGAUAGGAGAAGCUCUUGGUAUCAGGCCCAUAUCAUUAUCUGGAAACAAAACUCACGGUUCCAUACCUGAAUCAUUUUGCCAUGCAUCUAACGUCCACCAGGUUCUUGAUCUGUCUAAUAACAGCUUGUCAGGAACCAUUCGACGUAAUUUGGGAAACUGCAAGUCUCUCAUUUACCUUAAUCUUGGACAAAACAAGCUCACUGGAAGCGUUCCAGAAGAAGUCGAACGCGUUACAAGCCUUCGUUACCUUGACCUGAACGGGAAUCAGUUCAAAGGAUCUUUUCCAGCAGUGAUUGAAAACUUCCAAGAUUUGGAGAUUCUGAACUUGGCAGGCAACAGAUUUGAAGGGAAGAUACCAAAGUUCAUUGGUGAUCUACGCAGCCUCCGAACAAUCUGUCCGGUCCCAUUCCUGAGAAUUUCGAUGGCGAAAAGGCAAAAUGAGGCAACUAUCUUAGGUUAUGUUUACUCACUCAAGUUCACCGGUGCUCAGCUAGAAAUAGUCACCAAAGGACGGACACAUUGGCUUGAGUCUGUGUAUUCCUACAACACUGGAUUCGACCUCUCGAGCAAUGUUCUUACAG